UCCCGACAGGCCCCGCGCGCUUCCCGCGCCAGCUUUGCCUUCGGCCCCCCCAGCGGCACCGGAGGAUGGAGAGCCGCGGCGAGGUGGCGGUGGAGAAGCAACGCGUCCACCUGCGCCCCGUCACGCUGCGCGACGCCGCCCCAGCCACGCUGCACCUCCUGCCCUGCGAGGUCCUGGUGAACGGGCCCGCCCCCGUGGGACGCUUCUUCACGCCUGCCGUCCGCCAGGGCCCGGACGGACUCCAGGUGUCGUUUCGCGGCCGCAGCCUACGGGGCGAGGAGGUGGCUGUGCCGCCCGGCUUCACGGGCUACGUGAUGGUGACGGAGGAGACCGGAGAGAGGCAGAAAGGGAAGCAGGACUUCUCCGGGAGCUCAGAAAGCGACGGCCAGAAAGAUGAGCAGGAGCUGGUGGAAGCCCCGGAGUCGCUGGAACGGGACUUCGACCGCUUUAUCGGAGCCACUGGCAGCUUCAGCAGCUUCACCUUGUGGGGCCUGGAGACCGCCCCCGGCCCGGAUGCCAAAAUGCGUGGGGCCCUCGCUUGGCCCAGCCUCGCUGAAGCGAUUCACGCACAGGUGCCUGAGGACUGAGAACCAGAGCCUGAAAUUGAAAGCCACUGAUCCCUUCACACCAGUAAACCGGCUCUUCACUUUGGAGCCAACGAUUCCAUCAUCCCAAUAAAUGAGCUCUUCACAGUACCUGUGAGUCUCUGGGUAC
Molecule: messenger RNA, 714 nt
Organism: Sciurus carolinensis (gray squirrel)
Lineage: Eukaryota; Metazoa; Chordata; Mammalia; Rodentia; Sciuridae
Gene: Rnaseh2c
Product: ribonuclease H2 subunit C
Exons: 4
Coding region: 66-587 (173 amino acids)
Biological process (GO): RNA catabolic process
Cellular component (GO): ribonuclease H2 complex
Source: RefSeq, a predicted model, not a curated record